AUGAAGUUAAUCACAUUCAGCACUUUAUUUUUGGCUAUUGUUUCUUUGACAAACGCAGAUUCUCCUCCGGCUUGUCUUCUUGCCUGCGUUUCCAGCGUUAUUAAAUCUGAUGGUCGAUACACAUUCAACCAGCAACAAUCAAUUUGCAAAAACUUAUCCAGCGACAUUGUGGAAUGCUUCAGUUUCACCUGCCCAACCAGCGAUCUUGCCGAUGACGCAACUAGCUACUUGAAGUCUAUUUGUGCGUCUUCUUCUUAUGAUGGCCUAUCUACUGUUAGCAGUACUUCUGAAGCCGUUUCUAUGGAAGUGACGUCUACUUCAUCUCCUUCUGAAUCCGCUGCUGAGGCCAAUAUGUUAACUGGGCACCUUGGUGCCUUGAUCUUGGGGGGUGUUGCUGCUCUCUUACAUUAA
Saccharomycopsis crataegensis is the source of this 411-nucleotide messenger RNA. RefSeq names its product Ccw14p (gene CCW14). The transcript has 2 exons. The record is from RefSeq and is a predicted model, not a curated record. Lineage: Eukaryota; Fungi; Ascomycota; Saccharomycetes; Ascoideales; Saccharomycopsidaceae. The coding region runs from base 1 to 411 and encodes 136 amino acids.